This is a messenger RNA of Trichoderma gamsii, 1629 nucleotides long. RefSeq lists its product as hypothetical. Bases 1 to 1629 code for a protein of 542 amino acids. NCBI's taxonomy places the organism in Eukaryota, Fungi, Ascomycota, Sordariomycetes, Hypocreales, Hypocreaceae. The record is from RefSeq and is a predicted model, not a curated record. The transcript has 6 exons.
AUGCGGCACUCAUUUAGGCUGUCAAUCGCGCCGGCGAUUUGGUUGGCGGCGCUCGUCGAGGCUGAUGUAUCCUAUGUGACGGAUCUAGAGAUCUUUUCUCUUCUGGCCCCCUGCGCCUCCGAAGCCAUAUCCUACAACAUCGCGACAUUAACUUUCGGAACGAUUUGUGGCGACUCAGAAACCGCGCUGCAGUCAUGUGUAUGCUCAAAUACAGAGAGAUAUACCAGCAUAACAUCGUCGAUAUCCCGAGAUGUCAAAUACAGCUGCGGCAGUACGGCUACCGAAGAUCAACAGAGCGCAUCGAGUGUUAUGCAGAAAUACUGCACACAGAGUCUACCGAUUACAUUUUCAACUCCGACGAAGAACGUUGUCGAGGCCUACAUUACCGAUUUGAGCCAGAUGAAUUAUAUGCCACAAUGCGCACAGUCGGCCGUGUCGGCAGCUGUGAUUGGAGAUAAUUACUCCAAAUGUCCUGAAGCCGCCAAUCUCUAUGCUCCCUGUGUUUGCAGCAAGGAUGGAAUACCUGCCGCAGUCACCGACAGCAUUAGUAAAUAUGUUCGGUACUCCUGCUCUGGUGGAGGCGACAUUAGCGAUGCUGUGGGAUUUUACAGCGAAUACUGCGCCAUGAACAAUGGAACGACGACGUUUACCGAGCCUCCAGGCCCUCCGGGAGACAUGACAUAUCAUAUCACCGCUUUGCCGCAAUUCAAAUCGCUGCGAACAUGCGCUCAGAGUGGAGUUGCAUCUGCCAUCCUCGAUCAAACCGAAAAUUACUGCGCAACUGGCCCCCAGGCCCUCGCCUCAUGCGUGUGCCUCAAAUCCGGCAUGAGCGGCAGAGUUUUAAGUGAACUCACAUCAUCCGUCAAAUGGAACUGCGACAACACCGCCACCGCAGACGUCACCUCGGCUCUCGAUGUCUUUGCAUACUACUGUAGUGCAGCUGCAAAAGAAGUUGUUGUAUCAGUUACCGAUACCGCGACGGAGACGUAUCCCCAUCCUACCAAUCGUGAUACUGCACUUCCUUCAAGCCCUACAGAGACAGGCAGCAGCGGUAGUGUUCGUGGUAGCAGUGGCGGAAGUAGUCCCAGCCAAAGUGGAAAAGAUGGAUCUUCUUCCGGUGGAGAAGGAAAAGACAAUUCGAGCUCAAUCAACAAGACGGCCGUGAUUGCAGCGUGUGUGCUGGGAGGCGUUGUUCUCAUUGCUGGCAUCGGUCUCGUCGCAUUCUUCGUACGUCGAAAACGCAACAGGCAGGCGAGAGGAGAGGCGUUGCCGCCGACAUCAGAGGGCCCCAGCUAUCAAGGACCUCCAGAGCUGGAAAACACUGCCAAGAUGGGGCCCAACGUCGCGGUUGUUCCCGAGCUUCAUAGCACCGAGAGGCAAGAGCUUCAAGGAAAUGUUACACCUUAUAGCCUGCCGCCUGGUUACAACACUCCACGACCAGAGCUUCAGGGCAAUUCCGAAUACAAGCCAUCUAUUUCUCCACAGCCUGGAAUGGGAUAUCAGCCGCCCCAUUCGCCUCACCCCACUGUUUCUCCUGCAACGCCAAAUACGUAUGGGGCAGGGUGGCAGUCUGGGCCAGUUGCAGAAACUUAUGAGCUGGAUUCGGCACCGUGGAAAGCUUCUUCAUAA